GAGGUCAUUUAAGACUGAGGUGAGAAAAAAACUUUUUCACCCAGAGAGUUGUGAAUUUAUGAAAUUCCCUGCCACAGAGGGCAGUGGAGGCCAAGUCACUGGAUGGAUUUAAGAGACUUGAGUUCGACCCGAAACGUUGCCUAUUUCCCUCGCUCCAUAGAUGCUACCUCACCUGCUGAGUUUCUCCAGCAUUUUUGUCUCCCAUCAUUCUGACUUUGUUCUUUUUCCCCCACUAUAGGUAAACUGCUAGCUGGCUGUCAGCGACAACAUUUGACAAGGGGACACGAUGUCAGGAUUUGCUGACGACGAGGGGUCGUCAGAAGAUAAAAUUUCGAGUUUGGAGGCAGUCGACAUCGCUGAAACAGACCAAACGAGGACAUCAGAGGCCACCGCAAGAGAUGAAUCAGUCGAAGACCAGGGAGAAUCCAAUGUCACCUCGGCACUUACGGAAUCACAAGGCAGAAAUGAAGACGGCGGAUCCUUUGCCAGUACCUCGCUCACCGGCACCAAAGUCGUUGGGAUCAAAAAUAAAACGCCGGGGAAGAAGCCCAAAAAAACGCCCGUCGAAUCCAAAUUUUGCCCCGAUUCGUCUGAAGUGUCGUGUGAUGACCUGGUGAUUGUGCUGGAGGAACGGAGGUUCUUAAAGGUUCUGGAGGACGUGGUGAGGGAGUUGGUCGAGAAGUUAGUGACGGAGAAGUUGUCGAGCAAGGGCUCGGCCAGCUCUCAACGCCAAAGUUUGCAUGCCAAGCCGGCCGGCAAGAAAACGGACAUCAAGAAAAGCUUCGACAAAAAGAUUAAAGUCGCCGCCGAUUCACAAAGGACUGGUGCGGAAAGGCAAGAGGUGGAGAGUGCACCGAGUGAACCGGCCAACGUGGAGGCUGGGAGCCCGGCCAACGUGGAGGCUGGGAGCCCGGCCAACGUGGAGGCUGGGAGCUCGGCCACGCAGCCAAGCCAACAGGCGGGCUCGCAGGAACCUUCAGAGCCAACUCCAGCGGCAGAAAGCCAACCAAAGACCGAAUCGCGUAAGGGCAGCGCCUCGUCUGCCAAAAGCUCUUCGGCAAAGACAAAGGCAAAACACAAGGGCGGCCCUUCCACUGACAAGGGUGCUGCUGAGCAAGGGAUAGCGGAAGGCCAGGAAGGCAAGGAGAGGCUCGAGCAAGUCUGCUACUUCAAGAGCAAAUCUUCCAAAGCAAGAAAGACUCCAACGCCUGAAAGGGAGGAAUACUAUCGAGACAUCACCUGUAAGACAGUCUGCAAAACCUACAUGCGCAUCAGUCCUGAGGACCAGCGGGAGAAGAAUCUGAAAAUUGCUAAUUCGCUAUUCUCUGCCACAUUUUGCCUCCUGAUGAAUAGAAUCAAAAAGCAAGACUCGCUGGCGGACAAAAUAGGGAUUGCUCUCUGCGGCCCACGGCAGUGCUUCGAAGAGUGCAGUACGCAGGAACAGAUUGACGCCUUCAAUGCUCAGCCGAGGAUCACCAGCAAAUCCGUCCUCCCCAAACUCCCCAAGUCGGGCCGUAGCUCAAAAAGGAGCAGGGGAUUGAGCAGCCAACACUCGUCCACCUGCACAAAGCACUGUAGAGACGCCACACUAUCCGCCAUACCCGCCCCAACUGUUCUGCCAAAAUUAUGAUUUUGGUUAAAAAUUUAGAUAUCUAUCAUUGGAUUCCUUUCUCUCUCUCUCCGUCACUGAGAAUAGACAGAUUGUGCUGAAGUGUAAUAUGGUGUUUUUUUUCUAAAUUUGACGGGAGUAAGGAUAGGGUGACAUGAGAAGAAAGUGGAAGAGAGAAAAGCUGUAUUUUGUUAAUUUUGGUUAAUGAUUAUAAAUCUUUGCCUUUCCUUUAAUUUAAUAUUUGUUUGAACUUUUUUUGGUUCUGAAUAGUGCGGAACAAGCAUUGUGAAAAUACACUUGAAGGAGAGCAGCAGCCUAGAGGGAGGAAAACGAUAGGUUUAAUGUACUAAUUCUGUCGGGUUUUACUGUGUCGAGAGCACACAUAAACGAGACACUCUAUCAGAAGAUAGACCUUUCCAACUUAGUCUUCAGCAUGGCCAUCACUGGGAUGAUCAUUGGGGUGGCAUCAUUGAGCUGAUGAUUAAGUAAUUAAUUCCUUUGCUGCAUGAAAUCUAUUAAAAUUGGGAUUCCUUCAGUUAGCAACAGAUUAGAGAACGUAUCAGUGCUGUUCAUGUUGAGCAAAUUAGUUCCUUCUGUCGGGUCUUUUUGGAUUGCCAUUGCUCCUCUGAUUUUGAUCAGACUGGAGAUCCCAGGAGAAUACCUCUGCCAACAGCUUCCAAAGGUCUGCCUUAGGAUUUUUUGGAUGCAAAACUUUGCUCGUAAGAAUCCAACGCUAUUGCAUUCUCUCUGUCUCUCUCUCUCCCUCUCUCUCUCUCUCUCGCUCUCUCUCUCUUCAGCUACCAACCCAUUUUUUAAUCACGUCAAAAUUGCCUUGCAGAAAUAUCGAUUCAUUUUUAUUAUUCUUAUCAUGAUGAUGUAAUUCCCAGCUUUUUCAUUCCUUUGACUUACUCCUCAUCUUCAGAGCUAAUGUUAAUAAACAAACUUCUUGUUU
Messenger RNA from Leucoraja erinaceus (little skate), 2561 nucleotides. Its product is annotated as nucleolar and coiled-body phosphoprotein 1-like. NCBI's taxonomy places the organism in Eukaryota, Metazoa, Chordata, Chondrichthyes, Rajiformes, Rajidae. The record is from RefSeq and is a predicted model, not a curated record. The transcript is spliced from 3 exons. The coding region runs from base 287 to 1630 and encodes 447 amino acids.